GGUUAAACGCAUUGUUGUGUUGGGGGAUGAUCCGUCUGUACUCCUCCAGUCUGCCUGCUGCUGCUACUUGCCUCUGGUUGACUGUAGUUUUUGAAUGGCCCACAAAGCGAAUAACUGUGUCUUCUCUGAAGAAAUUUGCACCGAAAUUUCUAAGGCACAAAGCAGGCCUCCUUUUGUUUCAUCAGAAACACAAAACACCCAAGUGUCGCCCUUUGGAGCGUAUUGUUGUGCACGGAAACAGAAUCGUUUCUGCAGGCCGUUGCUUUGUAAGGAAAAAAACUAUUAGGUUCACCGAGCAAAACGGAGUGUGAAGAUGAAGAAGAAAGCUCGGCAGCCCCGGGCCACGGUGCCACAGAGGUCACCUUCUCCAAUCAAGCCUUCCCCCAACAAGCAGAUCCUGACCUACGCCCAGGCACAGCGCAUGGUGGAGUUUGACUUGGAUGGCCACAUUCAUCGGAUUAGCAUAUACGACAAGCUGGAUGUGGUCUCGGACGACGAUCCUUUGGUUCAGGAGAUGAUGGAGGGCAACAGCAAAAAGGAGAAUGCUGAGAAGCCACUGCUGCAGGUCCGGCAGAGGUCGGCAAGAUUAAAGAACAAUCAAGAGAGGAGAAAUGCUGCACUUGGCAUCACCAGCCAUGGACCAGGAGGUGGGCAUCAUGCAGUUUGCCAUGCUGCCCCAAAGCUUCCAGAACCAAAAUUUAGAAAUGUUGAAUACAACCUGCCUGCAGUUCCUAAGCGCCCAGCUGCCUUUUUUAAAUUCAUAGAGAAGACUGAUGAAGAGCUUGAUGAGGAAACGGAAUACGACAUGGACGAGGAGGAUUACGCUUGGUUGGAUUUAGUCAACGAAAAACGUAAAAGUGAAGGAAUUAGUAAGGUGUCUUACAACGUGUUUGAGUUCCUUAUCGACCGCUUUGAGAAAGAGCUGUUUUUAGAGAGUCUGGACCAAGCGAGCGAGAAGCAGGCUCCCAUCGACGAGGAUGCAGUUUGCAGCAUCUGUAUGGAUGGAGAGUAUCACAAGAACAACACAAUUCUGUUUUGUGACACGUGCCGUGUGGCCGUGCACCAAGAAUGCUACGGUGUGCCCUACAUCCCUGAAGGCCAGUGGCUUUGCAGGCACUGCCUCCAGUCACCGACCCAGCCGGCAGGCUGCAUCCUUUGUCCUAACAAGGGCGGCGCUGUGAAAAAGACGGACGACGACCGGUGGGGCCACGUGGUGUGCGCCCUCUGGGUCCCAGAGGUUGGCUUCUCCAACACCACCUUCAUCGAACCCAUCGAUGGUGUCAGUCAGAUUCCUCCAGCUCGCUGGAAGCUCACCUGCUACAUCUGCAAGGAGAAAGGAGUCGGGGCGUGCAUCCAGUGCCACAAAGCCAACUGUUACACCGCCUUCCACGUCAGCUGUGGCCAAAAGGCCGGCCUCUUUAUGAAGAUGGAGCCCGUCAGGGAGGUGACAGAAACAGGAGGGCCCACGCUCUCCAUUAAAAAGACAUCUUACUGUGGAGCCCACACGCCCAACGGGUGUGUGAGGAGACCUCUUUCUAUUUACGACGACCUCAAACCAAAAAACGGACUUUGUAAGAGAGUGGUUAAAACGAGUGGAGACGACAGAAGACAGUUUAAAGGAAAGUCAAAAAAGAAAAUUAAGAGCAAGAGUCCUGAACCUGAAGGUGAAAGUGAAGCUGCAGCACCUGCUACUGUUGCGACUUUUCCGUCCCACAGGUUACAAACCAUUUUGAACCAGGUGUCUUUACAGAAGAAGAAAGCUUUUGUGGACCUGGUCCUUAAUUAUUGGAUUUUAAAAAGGCAGUCUAGGAACGGCGGGCCCCUCAUUAGACGCCUUCAGACAAGCUUACAAUCCCAGAAGAACACACAACCUAAGCAGAAUGAGGAGGAAAGCAGAGCUUUAAAGGAGCAGCUGAAGGAAUGGCACCGCCUCCGCCACGACCUGGAGAGAGCGAGGCUCCUGCUGGAACUGAUUCGGAAGAGAGAGAAGAUUAAGAGAGAGGAGAUUAAACUGCAGGAGACCCUUCUAGAGAUGCGGCUGACACCAUUUAGUAUUUUACUGCGAGUUCUCCUGGAACAGCUGCAGACGAAAGACCAGGCCAGGAUCUUUACCCAGCCUGUCGAUGUUAACGAGGUGCCUGAUUACCUCGAUCACAUCAAGCACCCGAUGGACUUCUCCACCAUGCGGCAGCACAUUGACGAUCAGACCUACAACAACUUUGACCAGUUUGAAGCUGAUUUUAACCUCAUUAUUGAGAACUGCAUGAAGUACAACUCAAAGGACACCUAUUUUUACCGCGCUGCCGCCCGCCUCAGAGACCAGGGGGGAGUCUUACUCCGAAAGGCCCGACGGGAUGUGGAGAAAAUUGGCUUUGACGCAGAGAGUGGCAUGCAUUUGCCAGAAGCUCCUGAAAUCAAAGCAGCGUCGUCGUUUUCAUGGGAGGAUGUGGACCGUUUACUAGUACCGGCCAACCGGGAGCACCUGCCUUUGGACAAGCAGCUUCUGCAGCUCCUGGACAAGUUUGACCUGACGUGCAGCAUGAAGUCCAGUCCCUCCCGCAGCAAACGCAUUAAGCUGCUCAAAAAAACAAUCAAUGACGUCCGAAAUGAAAUAAGCCUUAAGAAACGCCUUCCCUCUAUUUAUCACUGUUCUACCUCCUCAUCCACACCGACUUCUUCUUCAUCUGCGUCCUCCAUGCCGGAGCUGGAUAAACCCAGAGACGAGAGGCUGACGGCCAAUGGGCAUUUUCCGGAUGAUGAAGGAGACAAGUCUCUUCCUCCUAAACUCGAGCCAUCAGACGCUCUGCCCCUCCUCGUCCGCUCAGAUGCAGACUCCGAGCCCCCGACCCUCAAACCAGUCGACCCUCCUCUGGACUGUGAAGAAAAAGCUCACAAUAAGAAAUUGAAGCUGGAUGGAGAAAUACCAGAGUUGCUCUCCUCUGCUCCCCGUCUCAACGGCCACUCCCUUCAGAGCGCCUUGUUGGAUGGAGGCAUGAGCGUGGUGGCCACAUCCGCCCUCAGCGAGUCCUCGGGCACCAGCAACCACCGCGCAGCUGUUCUGUUUCACAAACUGAAGCCCUCCAGCCCACACAGGCCCUUCUGGAGCACAGAGGAAGAAUCAGACCCAUCAGACAAAAAAGGGGGCGAGGAGCAAGAGGAGGAUGAAGACGGUGGACAGCUGGGUUCCAAAGCCAUUCUGUCAGUGGUCAUCCCCCGGCUGGAGACGCUGCUUCACAGCAAGAAGAGGAAGCACGGGGAGAGCAGAGAUGAAGAGGUGGAGGAGGAGGGAGGGGAGGCAGAGCAAGAAGAGGAGGGUGAGUCUCCCAUGAAAAGACUCCACACAGGCCUGUCGAGAGGUUUUCUGGAGCUGGAAGAGAAGGAGCUAGAGCGAGCCAGCAGACCCAGUCGACCCGUCGAGCCACGACGACGCUGUGCCUCCGAGUCUUCCAUAUCUUCAUGUAGCAGUCUACCUGGAAGCACCAGCACAAUUCUCAGUCUUCCAAAAUGUGGGAAGGGGAAGCCUGCUUUAGUCCGGAGAAACACUGUGGAUGAUAAAAGCGAGCUCAUUGCCUGCAUUGAAUCUGGGAACUUUGCGAAAGCUGCACGGAUCGCUGCAGAGGUUGGCAACAGCAAUAUUUGGAUGCCGGCUAGUGCUGCUACAGUUGCACUGGAACCCCUAAAGCUAGUUUGGGCCAAAUGUAGUGGCUACCCCUCAUACCCUGCCUUGAUCGUAGACCCCCACAUGCCGCGUGUCGGCUGCCAGCACAACAGGGUGUCUAUCCCCAUUCCCCCCAUGGACGUGCUCCGCAUCGGAGAGCAGAUGCAGUACAAGACUGGAGAGAAGCUCUACCUCGUCCUCUUCUUCGACAACAAGCGCAGCUGGCAGUGGCUUCCUAGAUCCAAAAUGGUUCCUCUUGGGAUAGACAAGACCAUAGACAAGAUCAAACUGAUGGAAGGGCGCACAUCCAGCAUCCGCAAGGCAGUCCAGAUCGCCUACAGCCGCGCCAUGAACCACCUGAGCAUCGUUCAGGACGAGCCAGUCAGUGACCUCAGCGACAUCGACUGACGCCAAGCUCACAGAUUUGAACCAAAAAUGGCUCCCAGUCAUCCCUCACCAAGUCUGUCUCUGCAGGAGACUGAAAUGUUUACCAGGCACCUGCUGUAACAGGUGCUCACAGCUAUGAAUGUGUCUGCGCCUCCAGGCAUGGAACUGUGCAAAACUAGGCUUUGUUUUUAUUUGUUACCGCCGCAUUCAACCUAAACGUCUCAAGUUUUAGUGAUCAUUUCAGAACAAGAUGCUUUUAUUUGUUUUGGUAGCAUUGCCACGGGUGUCAGGACAGUUAAUUUAAGCUGAGUUUUUAAUUAAAGAAACUGAUCAUUUCAUUUUCAUAUUUAGGUCAGCUCUAUUUCCAGAACUAUUUCUUUGUAUUUAAACUGUAAAUAAAAUGUACAGUUGCCUGACACUAACUUAUGUUGCAAAUUGGAUGAACUUGAGUACUGUACAGGUAUUAUUUUAAAAAAAAUAUUUAUCCUUUUUUUCCACUAAAGAGUGUGUUGGUUUGACUGUUCUGUAUGAAUAAAAAGAAGAGAGAAAAAAAGCGAAAUCCUUUGUUUUAGGGCACAUAAAAAUAGUCCACGCAUUUCCUUUAUUGUAUAUGUUAUUGAGGUUCAUAUUCCUUUUGUUAUUAUCCCUUUUUAUUAAAAAAGUUCUGAUAUAUUUUUGUUCAUAUACAGUAUUUAUAUUAUUUCAUUACAUGUUAUGUUUCUGAAGGUCUGAGUUUAUGUGGACAAAAAGGAAAAUGUUCUCAAUAAACCAAAAAUGUUGGAUUUUCUGUGAUCUGUGAGAAAUUGUUGCCAAAAAAUGGUAAAAGGUGUAUUUUAUGUCAUUUCAUGAGAAUAUGUGCCUGCGUUAAGUUAUUGUAAAAUAUUUGUUACUCUAUAUUUGAAGAAAGAUGUGCAGAUUGUGUUAAAGUGACACAUUUCAUAGUGGAUACUUGCCUUCUUUUUAAGUACGCUGUUUUUCUAACUUCCUUUGUAGUUGUAUACUUCCACACAUUUCAUUUUUUUUAUACAAUUGCUUGAGUUUUCCUUGGGUAGCAAAAUGUAGUUUUGGUAUACUUUUGUACCUUAGUGUUAUUUUUUUAAAAGAGGGGCAUAAAAAUAUUGCUGGGACUGUUUUGUAGUAAAGCAGAAAUAAAAAUGUGAACACCA
Molecule: messenger RNA, 5211 nt
Organism: Nothobranchius furzeri (turquoise killifish)
Lineage: Eukaryota; Metazoa; Chordata; Actinopteri; Cyprinodontiformes; Nothobranchiidae
Gene: brd1a
Product: bromodomain containing 1a
Biological process (GO): regulation of transcription by RNA polymerase II
Cellular component (GO): MOZ/MORF histone acetyltransferase complex
Molecular function (GO): protein binding
Source: RefSeq, a predicted model, not a curated record